This is a messenger RNA of Microthlaspi erraticum, 1725 nucleotides long. Lineage: Eukaryota; Viridiplantae; Streptophyta; Magnoliopsida; Brassicales; Brassicaceae. The record is from the annotation of a GenBank genome assembly.
AUGGCUUCAUCAAAUUUGCUACUUGAAGCUCAAGUCUUUCAUCUUCCCAAUUUGUCUCCAAAGCAGGCGAAUCUCUGUUGUGGAGUCCGUUUGAUAAACCCUCGGUCUUGGUGGAAAUUGUCUUGUUUAGUUUUGAAGCAAGAAAUUGGGCUGCAAAGGAAUGUUUCUGUGAAAUGCCGCAGCUUGCAGAGCAAUGUGUGCAUUGACAAUGUCCAUGUAGAUGAUCAUGCGGAGAGAAGCUCAGAGUUUCAUCACUAUGGCGCAGCUAACGACUUCACAGCCAAAGUGAAACAGAGGAAGUAUGUUAUAGGCUCUUCGGUGUUAUCAUCUGACGGACCAAUCACCGAGAACGACCAAGAGACAAACAAUGAGCUCCUUGACAACCUCUGCAGCUACGGGAAGCUUACUGAUGCGUGCAAGCUUGUCGAAGUAAUGGCACGUCAUAACCAGGUUCCUCAUUUCCCUUCUUGCAGAAACUUGGUCCGUGGUCUAGCCAACAUCGAUCUAAUGGAUAAAGCGAUGAACAUCUUGAGAAUCAUGGUCAUGUCUGGUGGAGUUGCAGAUACUAUCACCUACAACAUGCUCAUCGGAAAUCUUUGCAAGAAAGGGAAUUUAGAAUCUGCCUUGAACCUCUUACAAGACAUGAGCUUGAGUGGGAGCCCUCCAGAUGUGAUCACGUACAACACAGUGAUUCGAUGUAUGUUCGAUAAUGGGAAUGCAGAGCAAGCCGUUGCGUUUUGGAAGGAUCAGCUACGGAAUGGUUGCCCUCCGUAUAUGAUUACAUACACGGUUUUGGUCGAGCUCGUGUGCAGGUACUGUGGAAGCACUCGAGCUAUGGAGGUUUUGGAAGACUUGGCGGUGGAAGGUUGUUAUCCUGAUAUCGUCACGUAUAACUCUCUGGUCAACUAUAACUGCAGGCGAGGGAAUUUGGAGGAGGUGGCUUUGGUGAUUCAGCAUAUUGUAUCUCAUGGAUUGGAACUCAACACUGUGACAUACAACACUCUUCUACACUCUCUUUGCUCUCACGGGUAUUGGGAUGAAGUGGACGAGAUUCUCAACAUCAUGUACCAGACAUCGUACUCUCCUACAGUUAUUACUUACAACAUUUUGAUCAACGGUUUGUGCAAGGCGAGGCUUUUGAGCCGUGCGAUCGAUUUCUUCUACCAAAUGCUGGAGCAAAAGUGCUCGCCUGAUAUUGUCACUUACAACACAGUUUUAGGAGCCAUGUCUAAAGAGGGAAUGGUGAAUGGUGCGAUAGAGUUACUUGGAUUGCUGAGAGACACGAGUUGUUCGCCGGGGUUGAUCACUUACAACUCUGUGAUCGAUGGUUUGGCGAGAAAGGGUCUGAUGGAGAGAGCAUUGGAGCUGUACCGUCAGAUGCUGGAGGCUGGAAUCUCUCCUGAUGAUAUAACACGGAGAUCUUUGAUAUAUGGUUUCUGCCGAGCAAACCUGGUUGAAGAAGCGGGUCAAGUUUUGAAAGAGACGAGCAAUAGAAGGAAUGGGAUCAGAGGUAGCACUUACAGGUUGGUGAUCCAAGGGCUGUGCAAGAAGAAAGAGAUGGAAAUGGCGUUGCAGGUUGUUGAGAUAAUGCUAACCAGUGGGUGUAGGCCAGAUGAGACCAUAUAUAAGGCGAUAUUUAAAGGUGUGGAAGAGAUGGGAAUGGGAGAUGAGGCUCAUGAAUUGCAGAAGAAGCUCAAGCAGUGGAAACUGUUGAGAGAAAUUUAG